AUUUUUCUUAUGUUUUGAACUUUUUUAUCGAAUUGAGUGUGAAGAAUGGGACCGUUGACUGCAAAUCGUGAUACUGUUACAGCUGAAAACUGUGCUCAAGCUAGUGCUGUUGCUGGAUUCAGAGCUGCUUUUAUUGCAUGUGUGGCCACUGCAAUUCCUACAUUGGCUGCGGUUCGUACAAUUCCUUGGGCAAAAGCAAAUUUGAACUACACUGGUCAAGCUCUCAUUAUAUCCGGAGCAUCAAUAGCAGCCUACUUCAUUACUGCCGACAAAACUAUACUGGAGACAGCAAGGAAAAAUGCAGAUGCUCGUUAUGAUAGAAGAACCUGAGCACAAAACAAGUGUUUGAUGUUCAUAUUUUUGAAGCCGUAGGACUAUAUUUCUAUUCUUUUUUCUCUUCUCUAUUUUUGUGCUUCUUAAUUGAGUUGAGUCCGAAUCUUCGCCCAAAAUUUAUGAUCUAUUUUAA
Sesamum indicum (sesame) is the source of this 466-nucleotide messenger RNA. Its product is annotated as early nodulin-93. NCBI's taxonomy places the organism in Eukaryota, Viridiplantae, Streptophyta, Magnoliopsida, Lamiales, Pedaliaceae. The record is from RefSeq and is a predicted model, not a curated record.